This is a messenger RNA of Pseudomassariella vexata, 567 nucleotides long. RefSeq names its product HSP20-like chaperone. The coding region runs from base 1 to 567 and encodes 188 amino acids. The transcript has 3 exons. Gene Ontology annotation, biological process: protein folding. The record is from RefSeq and is a predicted model, not a curated record. Lineage: Eukaryota; Fungi; Ascomycota; Sordariomycetes; Amphisphaeriales; Pseudomassariaceae. Gene Ontology annotation, cellular component: cytoplasm.
AUGGUUGACAAAGAUCCCACCCCCGAGCAAGAGGCCGCUGCCCGCGCCAAGGAAGCUGAGGAACAGGCCGCCCUGCCCUACAAAUGGACUCAGCUGAUCGACGAGCUCGACAUCACCAUCAGCGUCCCCGGUAACCUGAAGAGCCGGGACCUCGUCGUCGACAUCAAGAAGCAGAAGCUGAAAGUAGGGAUCAAGGGACAGGAGCCUAUCAUAAAUGGCGACCUCCCACACCCCGUCCACGUCGACGACAGCACCUGGACCCUGACCUCCGCCCCCGACGGCACCAAGACGAUCGAGAUCCACCUCGACAAGGUGAACAAGAUGGAGUGGUGGGCACACGUCGUCACCGACGCCCCCAAAAUCGACGUGACCAAGAUCCAGCCCGAUAACAGCAAGCUGUCGGACCUGGACGGCGAGACGAGGGGUAUGGUCGAGAAGAUGAUGUUUGACCAGCGCCAGAAGGAGCAAGGGCUCCCCACGAGCGACGAACAGAAAAAGGCGGAUAUUUUGAAGAAGUUCCAAGCUCAGCACCCGGAGAUGGACUUUAGCAAUGCCAAGAUGAGUUAG